This is a messenger RNA of Cotesia glomerata, 2440 nucleotides long. RefSeq names its product peroxidase. Gene Ontology annotation, molecular function: heme binding; peroxidase activity. The transcript is spliced from 3 exons. NCBI's taxonomy places the organism in Eukaryota, Metazoa, Arthropoda, Insecta, Hymenoptera, Braconidae. The coding region runs from base 110 to 2440 and encodes 776 amino acids. Gene Ontology annotation, biological process: response to oxidative stress. The record is from RefSeq and is a predicted model, not a curated record.
AAAGGGACUGGUUUUACGACCCUCGGUCUUUUGUCCUCCAGUUACUCGGGAGGAAUCAACGCGAAAGCAUCAACUCUUGUAAUUAAUAAGUUAAAAUUAUUUUAUUAAUAUGUCGGCAAGUGAAACAACAUUUUUAACUCAUUCAAAUGAAUCAGCUUAUCAUAAAUGCAGAAGAGUGAUAAGAAAUCAAGCUAUUAGAUUUCGACAAUUUCAAUUUUGUUUGUGUGCUAUUAUACUAUUGGUGUUAAUAAUGAUUUUGGUAGCAGUAGUGAGUUAUUCACUAAACGAAAUCCAUUUCAACGAAGAAAUAUCCCAAAAAAACGGAACAUUUACCUUAAAACUAUCAAUGUCACCAAAUUUCAUCCCUUCAUACCACGAUCUGAGUGACCAAGAACUAUCAGAAAUGAUCGAAGCGGGACAACGUGCAAUAAACCAUCGCCAUUACUUAGAUUCCCGAGCAACAUUUCACCCCGUGGACGAAGUAUCUCCCAAUACUCGUCACCAGAACGCCGUGAAAACAAGUUUGUUCGCCGGAAAACUGGCGUUGGCUGGUGUCGGAGAAUUAGGAGCUACCAGAUACUUCCAGUCUAUAAGAAAAGACACGGACAUAAUAUCUCGAGAUAUUUAUUUCGACGGUAACUGGGCUCCAAGUGGCAGCAGCUGCAGCGAGUAUUAUAUUUCUCGAUGUCACGACUCCAGUAAGUACAGAACUUACGACGGAACUUGCAACCACCCGGAGAAUCGUGGCGCAGCAUUUACACCAUUCUCAAGAAGCCUUCCACCAGAUUACGCAGACGGAAUUGAAGCCCCACGAGUAGCUAAGUCAGGAAAAGCAUUGCCCUCUGCAAGAAAAAUAAGUCUGCUAGCCCACAGACCAGUUUCCAGUUCAAAUCCUUCGUUUACUGUAAUGCUGGCAGUUUUCGGGCAAUUUUUAGACCACGACAUCACUGCGACCGCUCUGAGCCAGGGUACAAACGGCAGUUCUCUCUCCUGUUGUCCUCCAGACAAUCUAGAACACCCAGAAUGUUUUCCCGUGUUCGUAGGCCCGGGAGAUCCCGUCUACGACGUAGCUGGCUCCAAGUGCAUGGAGUUCGUAAGAUCUGCUCCAGCUAUGCAAUGCAAACUGGGUCCUCGCCAGCAGCUAACCCAAGUCUCAGCCUUCAUAGACGGCUCGACAAUUUACGGCUCGGAUAAAUUUCUCGCGGAUUCUCUGAGAGACUUCAAAGACGGCCAGUUAAAAAUGUACAAACUAGCUAACGGAAGGACUCUAUUGCCUCAAAGCACGGACUUCAACGACGGCUGCAACAGAGAAGUUGAGAACAAGCGUGGGAGGUAUUGUUUCUUGUCUGGAGACGCGAGGGCUAAUGAAAAUUUACAUCUGACAACCAUGCACUUGCUCUGGGCAAGGCAGCAUAAUUUCAUAGCCUCUGAGUUGCAGAAAAUUAAUCCUCAUUGGGACGACGAGAGACUUUACCAAGAAAGCCGGAGAAUUGUUGGCGCUCAGAUGCAGCACAUCACUUACAGAGAAUUCGUUCCUGUGAUAAUCGGCAAAAGCGAAGCUCACAAACGCAAGCUUGUUCCUUUGGAUUCGAAUACUUACCGCGAAUCUUCGGGAGGUGAUCCAGCGAUUGCUAAUAAUUUUGCUUCAGCAGCGUUUCGCUUCGCACAUACUCUUCUUCCAGGGUUGAUGAAAAUGACAGAUGCUGAGAAAGGAACUGCUGAUUAUAUUCAGCUCCAUAAAAUCCUCUUCAACCCUUACAGCUUGUAUGGAUCUAGUGGGGUUAAGAGUGCGAUUAUUUCUGCGACGACGAAUUUCAUACAAAAAACAUCGACGCACGUUUCAUCGCAGUUGACGAGGCACCUCUUCGAAGACCCGCUGUCAAACACCAACUAUAGUUAUAACUCUACCCAUCAUCUACCGUUUGUGCCUUGUGGGCUAGAUCUGGUUUCUCUUAACAUCCAGCGAGGGAGAGACCAUGGUCUGCCGGGCUACACGGCUUGGAGGGAGUACUGCGGGCUUGUAAGACCUAGGAAUUUUCUUCAACUCAGAGGAAUCGUCGACUCCGACAGCUUUCAACAGUUACCGUUGCUCUACGAAGACGUUGAUGACGUUGAUUUAUACACUGGCGCGCUCGCUGAGAUCAGAAUGUCCGAUGGGUUAAUUGGCCCUACUUUCACGUGUCUCAUUAGCCAGCAGUUCCAGAGGCUCCAGUCCGGUGAUCGUUAUUGGUACGAGUCUUCGCAGUCGCCUUACCCGUUUACUCCAGAUCAACUUGUCCAAUUACGAAGAUCUUCUCUGGCGAAAUUAAUCUGCGAUUGCUCGGAUGACAUUGAUGAAAUUCAACCGCUAGUUAUGCAAUCGGCGGGAGAUGGGAAUCCCAUAACUCUAUGUGACGAUAUAGAGGGCGUGGAUUUUUCUGCUUGGAAAGAAGCUAAUUGA